AUGGCCAGCUCUCCAGCAUUUCAGCUUCUUAAAACCGACUUGUUAAGGAUUGAUCUUGGAACAUUAUCAAAUGAUGAAAGAAUUGACAUUAGCUAUCGUCGUGCCUGUGCCAUUUCUCGCGCGUGUGAUUUCAAAGUCACAGACAUCCUCAGCUUCACAUUGACAUUGAUUACGAUACAAUACAAUCUGGCCGCUGGAGCACUGGCUCCAUUCGCCGAGGCCGAUGAGGCUAAGAAGACGCUUCUUGGCCGAAUACUAAAGUUCGAUGUGUCGCUGCUUCCCAGACGAGCCGGCUCUAAGCCGUUGGAUCACUUAAUCACAAUAUUCAGCCACAUGAAAUUACCUGCAUCGACAGUCCUUGGAUCAAUACAACGACCACCCAAUGAACGUGAAGGAUUUUUUACGGCAAUUCACCGUGUCAAUGUAGGCACCCUAGCCGCUGCACUGAUCCUGGUUACAGCGAUGAAACGAGCAGUCUAUGUGGCCGGAACGUAUAGUUAUCGACGGUUUAUAGCAGAUCCUCAAGGCAAGGAUAUGGCAAUAAUUUUGCUACGCACACAGAAUCGUCCUAUAUUGCAUGCGCUGGCUCAAACCGCUGUUUUUGAGGCCUAUGCCCAAGAUAGCAUACAACGAUUCUGCGACGAGAGCCUGAUCCCGUCGGUCCGUAAUGGGGCAGCAGUUACAUUUAAAGCGUUGUUGGCCAAGACAAGUCAACAAUGCUUCUCGUCUCUAUCUAAUCGAUGUGGCGCAAUGGGAUUAUAUGAAAUCAACCACAUCAUCGAAGCAGAACUUGAACUACGAGGCGCUGCAAUUGCCGAAGGAGACACACUGGCCCUUAGCAUCAGUAUGUGCAUGGCUAAUCUACUGAUCUUCUGA
Talaromyces rugulosus is the source of this 876-nucleotide messenger RNA. RefSeq lists its product as uncharacterized. The record is from RefSeq and is a predicted model, not a curated record. Bases 1 to 876 code for a protein of 291 amino acids. Gene Ontology annotation, molecular function: oxidoreductase activity, acting on the CH-CH group of donors. The transcript is spliced from 4 exons. NCBI's taxonomy places the organism in Eukaryota, Fungi, Ascomycota, Eurotiomycetes, Eurotiales, Trichocomaceae.